This is a messenger RNA of Aphis gossypii (cotton aphid), 3932 nucleotides long. Its product is annotated as adenylate kinase isoenzyme 5. Gene Ontology annotation, molecular function: UMP kinase activity; ATP binding. Lineage: Eukaryota; Metazoa; Arthropoda; Insecta; Hemiptera; Aphididae. The record is from RefSeq and is a predicted model, not a curated record. Gene Ontology annotation, biological process: UDP biosynthetic process; CDP biosynthetic process. Bases 545 to 2230 code for a protein of 561 amino acids. Gene Ontology annotation, cellular component: cytoplasm; nucleus. The transcript is spliced from 11 exons.
UAUCGGUCACCGAGGUCGCAUUGGCCACUGAGGGCGCAUCGGCGCUGGCUGCCGACGAUAGGCGUCCGCGGGCGACGGUACGGUCAAGACCGCGUCAUAAUUACGGUAUAACAAAAAAGUCGGUAGGUAGGCAUACAUUCAUUCGCCGAGCCAGUGUUUGUCCGUCACCGUUCGCCGCCGAUCGUCCGAACGAUAUAACAAUAUUAUUAUUACGUUUUCAUAGGUAUCUACUUAACCUGACAGCCGUUAUUUGAGUUCCGCUCCUGAGUCGUCCAAAUCACUAUCACAGUACCGUUAAUAUAAUAUUAGAAAAACGUGCGAUUCACAUACCUGAUCUCAACGGCGGUGUCUGGACAUGUGUGACCCCAGUGAACCCGGUUAAACGAGACACACACGCCGGCGUGCGCCCACCCGUACCCGCUGGGAACCACGCACGUCAGACCAAAGGCCGACUGGUUGUCCGCGCGUACACAGGGCGACCGUAGACGUGAUGCCUGCGGUCCGCGAGUCGUGCUGUUCGAAGUGAAACCCGGUGAAUGGGACUAUGGGAAUUUGUCUGGACACAGACAAAAUUCCCGAUGACGAGCAUUUCAAAAAUGGUUCCAAAGAUAGACAAAAUUGGGAAGCAGAUGACAUUGACAAUUCAAACAGAAAUGAUACUGGAAUGUUCCCGUACACAAAUGGCCAUGUCAAAUUUGACACACCAAAAGUUCCAGUAAUUUUCGUACUCGGUGGACCUGGAAGUGGCAAGGUCACACACUGUGACAACUUGAUGAUAGAAAAGCGCGGUAUUGUUCACAUUAACAUGACCGACUUACUACAACAGUACACUGUCGGAAACGAUAUGGAAGACUUCAGCAAACUCUCCAGUAAAACGGUUACUGAAGUAUUGAUGUUGGAGUUGAAAAUGUCUCCAGCAGCCAAAACAUUUUUGAUAUCGGGAUUCCCAAGAAAUAUGCGUGAUGUAGUUGAAUAUACAAAUAAGAUCAAAGUCGUAAACGGAGUUAUUCUAAUAUCAUGGAAUCAAAAUGUGUUGGAACGACAAAUCGAUUACGGUGCAAAAUUAGGGCAUGUCGUUUUAAGUCUGGCCAGAAUGGAGCUGAACAACUUCUAUAAAAAUGUGACUCCAGUGUCAGACUUUUACGACCAGAGGGGAAUGCUCAUUUCAGUAAAUGGAGAACGGAGUCCGACGGAAGUGUAUAACGACUUCCGGUCUUCGGUACUGCAAAUAUUGAGUGCCUACAAAAGUCCGGCGCCGGUUAUAGUGGCCAACGGUACAGUACGCGUGGACAACCCGGGUACCGAACAACCGGAAGUCGAGGCUGAGCGCCCGAACAGUCACCUCCCCGUCGAUCACGUGCCGGAACCACAGACCACAGAUCGCGUCUCGAAACCGGAAACGUUUCCGCGAGUCAUUUUUGUAGUAGGUGGCCCCGGCAGCAACAAGAGUUCAUUGUGCCAAAAAGUACUCAGGGCCAACACUGGUUGGGGUCAUGUCAGCGUUGGACCUCUAAUGAGAUCUCUGGCGUCGUCUCAAGAACCUCUACAAGAAACGAUCAGCAGUGGACACAUCCUCGAAGAGUCGAUAGUUCACGAAAUAUUAGAUAAAGAGUUACUCAAGUAUAUAAAUGCAGAGGGUAUCGUGAUCGAUGGUUAUCCAAGAAAUAUUGGACAGCUCAACUAUUUUGAAAAAAAGUAUGCUCAACGGCCGAAGUUGAUACUAUUGGAUUGCUCAAAGUUGCAGUUAGGUCGCGGAAGGUUAGACGACAGCGUGUCGGCGUUUCGCCGGCGUCUGCAGAGUUUCCGCGAACAAACUCUACCGAUGCUCAAGGCACUGGAUAAAGACAACCGCUUAGCAGUAGUGGACGGUAACACCGACGACAAGCGUGUACAAGAGACGUUCAUCAGCACACUGGUGGAGACGAUGAAGGGAGAGAAUUUUCCGGUUUUCCAUCGGGACGACUACGACGACGAUGGCGCCGGCGAUAACGCCGACACCGAUCCUCGCCGAGACAUCACGGAAAAGCGAACUACGUCGGCGGUAGCGGCGGCAGCGACGACUGCUGGACACACGGUUUCGGGGCCGGCGGUGCCGCGUCAAAACGGUCAUCUACCGAACGACACGAACGGUGACAACAAAAAUCGGGGACAGAAUUUGCGUUACGACGUUCGUAACAUGUACUCUCAAAUAGGAUCGUAUGCCAACGACCCGUCGAUGUUCAACGGUUAAAUGACAGUUGCGUAAAACGGACAUUAUUAUUUUCGUGUUAUAAUAUUAUAAUAAAACGUCCUCAUAUAUUAUAGUAUUACGCCCAAUCUUCGUAGGCAUACAUACACAGCGGGUGGUCACUUUAAGUCGUAAGCGUGUGCGGGAUUUUGUGUCCGGUGCGGCGCGUGUUUUUCCGAUCAGAACGAUUUUUAUUCGUAAGCGUCCCACGUUCCCAUUCGUUUUCCUCGUUUCGAUUCGGGUAAAACGCGUGCUAGGUAAAUACCUAUUACCUAUAUUAUUGCGAUGUGUUCCUUUAUCGUCCGCCGAUUGUUUGAACGAAAAUGCGCGUCGUUCGGUAUUAGUAUACAAGAUUUUAUAUUAUAAAUGGGUUAUGAGUUAUAUUACAAUGACGUGGUCUAUAGACGAUAUUCAUUUAUCUGUUAGUAAACGGCUAAUUCAGCGGUUGUGAUUACGACUGUAAAUAUUAUUAUAUAAUGGUGUACACGGUUGUGUCUGUAUAUGUAUAGGGUCAGGGGCGUCUUCGGGGGGGGGGGGGAGAUGUGGGCAGUCGUCCUAGAGGGUACCUCGUAGUUUUUUAAAACAAUUUCUUAGGUUUUACACUUAAUUUUUCGGCAAUUGUUAUAAAUUACUAUAGAUAGGUUAGGUUAAAUGGUUAUAUUUUAUUAAAUAAAUAUUGUCUAAAAUUGGUUAAAAUUGUCUCUACAUAACUUCUUGAGGGGACGUUAGGUCGUACCCACACACGUUAUUUAAUUAAUUGUCAAUAUUAAAAAUUGUAUGUUUAAAAUAACCUAUUUUACUCUGAGUGUAUUUUAAAUUUAAAACAAGUUAAAUACCUACAUUUUAAAAUCGUACAUUUUUUUUAUUUUAAGAUAUUCAUCAACUCGUUUCAAAAUUCGAAUAUCGAAAAAUGCUUCUUACGAUCGGCACUUAAGAACAUUUUUACGUUUAACUUUGAUGACAGUGUACAGACUAACUCACAAUUAUAUUAAAAAUAACAGAGUAAAAUGAAUUAUGUAAAGACUGAGUUUAUAUUUGAGUUUUCACCCUUCCCCAAAAUGGGACAAUGACGCCCCUGGGUACAUGGUAUACGCGCGAAUACGUCCGUUAAUAUGAAAUCCAUCUAUUUUUAUAGACUUUUCGAGUUGGUAAAUAAUUGUUAUCAAUUUUUAUUUUUAGUCAUUCAUAUUUUAAUUUUACUAUAAAUUCAAUAUUUUUUAAACUUCUCAUACUACGUAAUCUUUACACAUAAAUAUUACCGUUGGACUAAAUCCAAAAUAAAUUGUCCGGUACAACGAAGGUGAGAAUACCAUUCGCUGCACAUUCGUGCGCACGCUUAUGCUUUGAGAAAUAAAUUACCAUCCGUCGUGUGACAUUACAGUGUAUCAAAAUAUUCAUACGGAUCGAUUGCCGAACGUCGCCGAUUGCGGAAAUCGAAUCUUUAAUAGGUACAACUACUACUCCUAUUCAUAAUAAUAAUAAUAAUAAUAAUAAUAGAAUAACUAUGAAUAUAUUUUAAUUUUGUUUCGUCUGUAUUUUAAUUAUUCAUUUUCAUUUUUGUUUUCUACGAAUGCGAUAACAUUGAAUAACUGGUGUACAAAUAAAUGUGUCGAGUAACGAUCAAAUCAUUUGUAUAUUAUAAUGUACUUUUGAUAUGUUUUUAUUGUUAUAUUCUACUUGAAUAAAAAUUAUUUUUGUCAUUUUA